AUGGCGUACAAAGGGAAAAAGAAGAAAGAAAGCAUCUUGGACUUGUCUAAGUACAUCGACAAGACCAUCCGAGUGAAGUUCCAGGGUGGCCGGGAAGCCAGUGGGAUCCUGAAAGGGUUUGACCCACUGCUCAACCUGGUGUUGGACGGAACCAUGGAGUACAGGCGAGACCCUGAUGACCACUACAAGCUGACGGAGGAUACACUGCAGCUGGGGCUCGUGGUGUGCCGCGGCACCUCGGUGGUGCUUAUCUGCCCACAGGAUGGCAUGGAGGCCAUCCCCAACCCAUUCGUGCAGCGGCAGGAUGCUUAG
Chionomys nivalis (European snow vole) is the source of this 312-nucleotide messenger RNA. Its product is annotated as U6 snRNA-associated Sm-like protein LSm7. Gene Ontology annotation, biological process: mRNA splicing, via spliceosome; nuclear-transcribed mRNA catabolic process. The record is from RefSeq and is a predicted model, not a curated record. NCBI's taxonomy places the organism in Eukaryota, Metazoa, Chordata, Mammalia, Rodentia, Cricetidae. The transcript has a single exon. Bases 1 to 312 code for a protein of 103 amino acids. Gene Ontology annotation, molecular function: RNA binding. Gene Ontology annotation, cellular component: catalytic step 2 spliceosome; U12-type spliceosomal complex; U6 snRNP.